CAGAUGUAGUCAAACUACACCCACGAAGAAGAGCAGUCAAAACAAAGUGGCGGGCUGUUCGGUACCUUCAGUAAUACAUUCAUGGAUUGGGAGGCGGGGAAUUGUCGGCCAGUCUCGGUGUGAAGUUUCACCUGGUACUCCACAAACAUCGGGAUGUUUCUGAACCGGUUUGACAGCCAGUCGAGGCUUCUGGUUCGGGCCCUGAUGUCGGGAGCCUCCGGCCCCCACAGAGCACUAGCUGUCUUCCGCAAGCAGCAGAGGGCUAACCCGGACACGUCUCUGUGUAAUUUCAUAGAAACGCUAUGUCGAGAUGAAAUAACCCACACGGAAGCUGAAGGGGAGACGCUAAUUGUGAAACCAUUAGUUUGCCUGUUUUCUGUAGUGUUCAAAAAAAACCUGCUGUCCUUCAUCCACCUGAUCCGCUCCGUUCUUCCUGAGAUGACCGUCCACAAUCUGCUGAAAUGUCUGAGCCAGGACUCUCGUCCAAAUCCCUGGGUCACUGCUUUGAGUAGACAACUGGGAAGAAACCUGGGGACCCACCAUGAGGAACCUCUGUACACAACGCCGUGCAGCCAGAGACUGAAGGAGCUGUCCCAGCGUUUGGUUGGUUUCAGUGAGACCAAUGGAUGGGCCAAGUGCUUCAGCAGUCAAGAAUCUGAAUCUCAGGGUGCCUUUGAUUUAGCCUCGGGGACGCAAAGGAAAAGGAAGAGCAGCCUUGUCAAUCUGGACUCAGAAGAUGAAGAGGUAGGACAGAUGAGUAAACGGGUAAAGACGGACGGCUGUGAGAAUGAGUUUGUUGAUGCAGAAGAACAGAGCGUAAAACCCCAGACGACAGAAACAUCAGAAAGUGAUGCUCCAGCAGAAACUCAGAGUGAUGCCCUGCCUGAACACAUAAUGGUCUGCGUCCUUCAAAUAAGAGAAUUACUGGAAAGUCAGACAGAGUGGGACCAGAGCUCCACAGAUGUGUUCAAAGUGCUGAAUGACUGUGACCCCAGCCAAAUGGAGGUGUUAUGCAGCAUGCUGAGUUUGCCUCACUUACCAGAACAGACUCUGCCCAAACUGUGCAGCAGCGUACUAGCUCUUCCUUUUGACCUCAGCUACAGCACAGCAUCGACACUCAUCAAGAGCCUCCUGCUGGAGAAGGUCCUGUCCUUGUCAGAACUUGCCUCCAGAUGUUUGGUCAGUGCAGCGACAUCACUGUGUAGCCAGUACCCGGGACCAGUGUGCCACGCUCUAAUCGGACCAGUGCUAGAGGAGAAGAACCUAGGGCAUCCACAGGCUGAGCUACUGAACAGACUGAUAGAAGGUUGUUUGGAUUCUCACUACAGAUUACUACUGAUUCAAGUGACAUUCAAAAUUGCAUGGAGUGAGCCAGUUCUCUCCAUUAUCCACUGCUUGCUUGACUCCAAGCCGGUCUUGAACGAAGAACUUUUCACCCAGUUCACUGAACAGCUCGUCGGCCAGUGUCCUCACUUCACAAAGUCAGUGAAGUUCGCAAAGAUGAUGCUGACAGUACUCACCAAAUAUAGCGGCCAUGUGACUGCUGCACACAAACACUCGUUGUCCAGCUGCUUGAUGUUAAAUGAGACCUUCCUGAAGAAGUCUCUUCAGGCUGCUUUGAAACGAAUCAACCACACAUGAUGUUUCCUCUGACUUAAUAAGUUGAACGGGAAAAUGAAGUGCCUCAAUCCACCAUUUUGACUGUGACUGAUACUAGAGAUAUGACUUAACCUGCUCUGAAAUGCUGAUCACUGCAAUACUGACCUUUGUUUACUACAAUUAUUCAUGUGCUUCUCUGCUUAAAUAAAUAAGUAAAACAAAUAAAACAUUUGUGUUACAUUAAGUCAACUGCUGUGGGUAAACUAAAUUUUAAGCUACAUAUAGAAAGGAAUACUUUCAUUUCGUCACUAUUUAAAAUUCUA
Messenger RNA from Mugil cephalus (flathead mullet), 1922 nucleotides. RefSeq names its product FA complementation group E (gene fance). The record is from RefSeq and is a predicted model, not a curated record. Gene Ontology annotation, cellular component: Fanconi anaemia nuclear complex. The transcript has 10 exons. Bases 154 to 1641 code for a protein of 495 amino acids. Gene Ontology annotation, biological process: interstrand cross-link repair. NCBI's taxonomy places the organism in Eukaryota, Metazoa, Chordata, Actinopteri, Mugiliformes, Mugilidae.